GUUGUAGUAUUAAGAGGAAGGAGAAAGAGAUUGUAAGCGUAAACUGGAAUUACACACCGUUACUGAGGUAGCUGGCCAGCACAUUACACACUAACCAAGCACUACAUAAUCCUGGGAUUUAGUGUUUUUCCCCAAUUUAGCAGUUUUCUUCAGGACGGAUUACACUUACUGGUCUUGUCUCUCUUCCUCUCUUCUGGCUGAGAGCUUAAAUGGAAGGAUUGUACCAUGAUAUUUCUCGGAUUGCCUACUACACAGAAUAUGACAGACACCUAGCAGCAGCAGUAUCGGCACGUAAAAACAUGGCGACGGCCUACCUGGACCCCAACUUGAACCAUGCCCUCCUGGGUGGCGCCAAGUCACGGCUGAGUGCCGGGGGGUCAGAUCGAACAAUUGGCGGGUCUGUGGACAGGGUUCUGAAAGUCUUCCAUCACUUUGAGACCAACACCGAGACCAGCUGCUGGUCAUCAAAUAUCAGAUACGGCGAUGCAACGGAUGUUAGGGGAAUCAUGCAGAAGAUUCUGGACAUCCACAAAGUGCGCUGGACGUCAUGUUUUGGCCUGCGCCUUAGCAGCAGCCAGUCCAGAGAUCAGGUGCACUGGCUUCACCCGGAUAUGGGCGUGUCCCACGUCAGAGAGAAAUAUGAACAGACACGCCCACAGGAGGAGUGGAGGUAUGAGUUAAGGAUUAGGUAUCUUCCAAAGGGCUUUGUGCGGCAGUUUACAGAAGACAAACCUACACUCAACUACUUCUACCACCAGGUUAAGAAUGACUACAUGACAGAGACUGGAGAUCAGGUUGAACAUGAUGUAGCUCUCAAAUUGGGUUGUCUAGAAAUAAGGAGGUUCUUCAAAGAAAUGAGAGGAAAUGCUCUUGACAAGAAAUCCAACUAUGAACUACUAGAGAAAGAUGUUGGAUUGAGGCGUUUUUUCCCAAAAGAGCUUUUGGAUUCAGUCAAGGCUAAGACGCUUCGCAAGUUGAUCCAGCAAACAUUUAAGCAGGUGGCCAAUCUUAACGACGAGCAGUGCAUCCUGAAGUUCCUAGAGAUCCUUGCACCAGUUUACCGAUAUGACAAGGAGUGCUUCAAAUGUGCCCUCGGGUCAAGCUGGGUGAUUCAGGUGGAGUUAGCUAUCGGACCCGAGGAAGGGAUAAGUUACCUCACAGACAAGGGAUCCACACCCACCCAUCUAGCAAACUUUAAUCAAGUUCAGUCCAUCCAGUACUCUGCUACAGAAGAGAAGGACAGGAAAGGGAUGCUGCAGCUCAAUGUAGCGGGUGCUGCUGAGCCUCUCACAGUUACAACAGCAUCAUUGACCAUGGCAGAGAACUUGGCUGAUUUGAUUGACGGUUAUUGUCGACUGGUAUCCAUGGAAACUCAUUCAUUCAUCAUUAGAGUUCAGAAAGAGGGAGAGAGAGCACUGCCGUCCAUCCCAAAAUUGUCCAAUAAUGAGAAAAAGUUAGAAGCAGUCAGGAGUGGAGUAAGAACCAUCUCUGUCUCAGACCUCGUGACAUCAACACCUCCCAAGCCAACCAAGGCGCGACGUUUCCUCCUCCCUUUUGUCUUCUGUUCCGAUUCGCCACCAAAUGAAGAUCUUAGUGGGGAUGAAACUGAUGACUACGCUGAGAUAGUGGAUGAGGAGGACACAUACACCAUGCCGUCCAUGAGCUAUGGAGUAGUUGAAGCACGGGACUAUGAGAUCCAGAGGGACAGGAUAGAACUGGGACGCUGCAUAGGGGAGGGUCAGUUUGGAGACGUGCACCAAGGAGUCUAUAAUAGUCCGGACAAACCACUGCUACCUGUCGCUAUUAAGACGUGUAAAAACUGCACUUCGGACAGCGUCAGAGAAAAGUUCCUGCAGGAAGCACUGACCAUGCGUCAGUUCGACCACCCCCACAUCGUUAAGCUGAUUGGUGUGAUCACAGAGAACCCUGUGUGGAUCAUCAUGGAGCUCUGUACGCUGGGAGAGUUGCGCUCAUUCCUUCAGGUGAGGAAAUACAGUCUGGACUUGGCCACUCUCAUCCUCUUCGCUUACCAGCUCAGCACAGCACUGGCCUAUCUGGAGAGCAAACGCUUCGUACACAGGGACAUUGCAGCUCGUAACGUGUUAGUUUCUUCGUUGGACUGUGUUAUGCUGGCGGAUUUUGGCCUGUCGCGAUACAUGGAGGACAGCUCAUAUUACAAAGCUUCUAAAGGUAAACUGCCUAUCAAGUGGAUGGCUCCCGAAUCGAUCAACUUUAGGAGAUUCACUUCAGCCAGUGACGUCUGGAUGUUUGGUGUGUGUAUGUGGGAGAUCUUGAUGUACGGUAUCAAGCCCUUCCAGGGGGUGAAGAACAAUGACGUGAUUGGCAGGAUAGAGAACGGCGAGCGACUGGCUAUGCCUCCCCAGUGCCCGCCCACCCUCUACAGUUUGAUGACCAAAUGUUGGUCGUAUGACCCCAGCAAGCGGCCGCGAUUCACAGAACUAAAAACGCAGCUCAGUACCAUACUAGAGGAAGAGAAGCUUCAACAAGAGGAAAGACUUCGAAUGGAGAUGAGGAGACAAGUCACAGUGUCGUGGGACUCCGGGGGGUCUGAUGAAGCUCCACCCAAACCCAGCAGACCGGGCUACCCCAGUCCUCGUUCCAGCGAAGGUUUCUUCUCCAGCCCCCAACAUAACCACUACCCGUCAUCAGCUCAUGGGGGUGUAGGAGGGGUAGGAGGCAACUAUGCUCCUGCUGAUUCCUGGAAUCAACACCGACCUGAACAUUCUGCACUAUGGAACAUGGAGGACAGCGGGUGCGUCGGUCAGGCUCUGAUGGAGGAAAGGCUGAUGAUGCAGCAACAACAGAUGGAGGAUGACCAGCGGUGGCUGGAGCAGGAGGAGAGCUUGAUGAAGGCCGAGUCCAGAAACAGUCGUGGAAGCAUCGACAAAGAGGACGGCGCACUACAAGCACCGGGUGGCAGCCAACAUAUUUAUCAGCCUGUAGGAAAACCAGAGCAUGUGGCACCCCCUAAAAAGCCACCUCGUCCAGGAGCACCUGGUCACCUCGGCAACCUGGCAAGUCUCUGUCCUGUGGACAGCUACAACGAGGGAGUCAAACCAUGGAGGUUACAACCCCAGGAGAUCAGCCCGCCCCCUACCGCCAAUUUGGAUCGUUCCAAUGACAAGGUAUAUGAGAAUGUGACGGGAUUGGUUAAAGCCGUCAUUGAGAUGUCCAACAGGAUUCAGCCUGCAUCCCCUGAGGAAUACGUCCCCAUGGUCAAGGAUGUGGGUCUAGCCCUGAGGACGUUGCUGGCGACGGUGGACGAGACGAUUCCUGUGCUACCAGCCAGCACACACAGAGAGAUUGAGAUGGCGCAGAAGUUGUUGAAUUCAGACCUGGCAGAGUUAAUAGGGAAAAUGAAACUGGCGCAGCAGUACGUCAUGACGAGCUUACAGCAGGACUACAAGAAACAGAUGCUGAUGGCAGCUCAUGCACUCGCCGUCGACGCCAAGAACCUGUUGGAUGUGAUUGACCAAUCGCGGCUGAAGAUGAUACCCCAUUCACGCCCGCAUUAGCCCAGAAUGUAAUCAGGACAAGGGGGCGGGGCCGGGAGUCUCUGCCAAAGCCAGUUUGACAAAUGGACGGAGAAAUGGCGGACAGUUGGCUUUUCUACAGAAGACGUGUGAAGGAUCCUGGCCAAUCAGAGGAGAUGAUGGAUGUCUGUGAUGAACGAAUGAACAGCGGAUGUGACUGACUUAAACAAUCAGCUUCAAACAUUCACCAUUUUUCUCACUGCAACAUUUUGUCAUCUUCUAUUUCUGUUUAUUUACUGGUUUUUAUAUCCAGAGAAACAUUUUUCACCCAGAAUCCACGGAGAUCAGUUUAAAAAAAACACCUGCAACUGUUUUUAACAACUGAAGAAAGUGAAUCUAAAUAUGCACUUUGUGAUGCUCAUCUUUUUGUUUCUCUGAGGUGCUCGUGGCUUUUAACAAUAAACAGAACUAACGUUUCA
Molecule: messenger RNA, 3973 nt
Organism: Thalassophryne amazonica
Lineage: Eukaryota; Metazoa; Chordata; Actinopteri; Batrachoidiformes; Batrachoididae
Product: focal adhesion kinase 1-like
Exons: 37
Coding region: 210-3536 (1108 amino acids)
Biological process (GO): protein phosphorylation; signal complex assembly
Cellular component (GO): cytoskeleton; focal adhesion
Molecular function (GO): protein tyrosine kinase activity; ATP binding
Source: RefSeq, a predicted model, not a curated record